AUGCAUCCGACAGAUGCUCAUCAAAUUGUCAAGGAAAGGAUGUCAUUUUUCGAGCAGUUAUGCAGAGAAGAGGUAGAAAUAAGAUAUAGCUUACAAAUUUUGUUUCGACUGGCAGUGUAUAAUAAUUCAGCUCAAGCCGUCUACUCAUCGAAGAGUUCGACCAACGUCGACGACAUCGCUGCCACAGUUCUCAUAUAUCUCAUCAUAACCAGACAUCUUUUCAAUAUUUUUGAUAUUGUUCGUAGUUUGUGCAUAACAACACCAUUAAGAGAGUCCCAUCCUCCACCAAAGCCUAAGCGCACCUUCAUGCACACGUUUGAUGAUAUCCGUGUUGAGGUCAUUGUUGACAACGGAGAACUCGCUGACCGGUACAUGGCUUCGAUUGUUAUGUGCGAUCGCUUCCUCUUCACUAGUGACCAUGAAAUGAUCAUUGUGAUCGUAUUGCGGUUACGCGACAAUCCUGUGUAUAAUGAGAAUGCCAAUAAUAUGAGCAUUCGUGAUCCCAAGCUUAUGAGACAGACAGAUUUAUAA
Angiostrongylus costaricensis is the source of this 531-nucleotide messenger RNA. The record is from the annotation of a GenBank genome assembly. Lineage: Eukaryota; Metazoa; Nematoda; Chromadorea; Rhabditida; Metastrongylidae.